ACUGCGGAGGCAGUGAGCUAUGGCAGCGACGUCCUGCAGCAGGAGAAGAAGAGCGUGAGCGGCUCCGUGUGUUACAGUCAAUGGUUUGAAGCCGAAUUCUAACCCGUUUUUCUUGCAGGACUCUGGAAUAAAAACCACAAGAUGGCCAGGAAUGCUGAGAAAGCCAUGACGGCGCUGGCUCGUUUCAGACAAGCUCAGCUGGAGGAGGGAAAAGUAAAGGAGAGGAGACCUUUUCUGGCGUCAGAGUGCAGUGAACUUCCUAAAGCUGAAAAAUGGAGACGACAGAUCAUCAGCGAGAUCUCGAAGAAGGUCGCUCAGAUACAGAACGCUGGUCUUGGUGAGUUCAGGAUCCGGGACCUGAACGAUGAAAUCAACAAGUUGCUCAGAGAGAAGCGUCACUGGGAGGUCCGGAUCAAGGAGCUGGGUGGACCGGACUACGGGCGCUUCGGGCCCAGGAUGCUGGACCACGAGGGGAAGGAGGUUCCAGGGAACCGGGGCUACAAGUACUUUGGAGCAGCCAGAGACCUCCCAGGCGUCCGGGAGCUGUUCGAGAAGGAGCCUGCCCCGGUGCUGAGGAAGACGAGGGCGGAGCUGAUGAAGGAGGUGGAUGCAGAGUAUUAUGGGUACCGAGACGAAGACGACGGCGUCCUGCUUCCUCUGGAGACGCAGCACGAGAGACAAGGUGUGCUGGAGGCCGUGCAGCGGUGGAGAACUGAAAGAGAAUCUCGUGUUUCUGGACAGAAACCAGAGGAAGAGGAGGAAGAGGAGAGUAUCUACAACAUCCACGAUGAAGAGCCUGAUGAUGACGAGAGCCGGGAGGAGCAGGGGGACGAGGGAGGAGUCACGUUCAUCGCUCACGUCCCCGUCCCGUCCCAGAGAGAGGUGGAGGAGGCUCUGGUCCGGAGGAAGAAGAUGGAGUUGUUCCAACGUUACGCCAGCGAGACACUUCAGGCUCAGAGCCAAGAGGCCCGGACUCUGCUGGGACUCUGAGACAUGUCCCCCCGUCCCCCUGUCCCCCUGUCCCCAUGUCCCCAUGUCUCUAUUGAUGUGUAUAUAUAUUGUCUCAUUUUGUACUCGGCUUGUUUCUUAUUAAACGUGUUGAAACAUU
Mugil cephalus (flathead mullet) is the source of this 1108-nucleotide messenger RNA. It is a transcript of the gene isy1, whose product is annotated as ISY1 splicing factor homolog. The record is from RefSeq and is a predicted model, not a curated record. Gene Ontology annotation, cellular component: post-spliceosomal complex; catalytic step 2 spliceosome; post-mRNA release spliceosomal complex. Lineage: Eukaryota; Metazoa; Chordata; Actinopteri; Mugiliformes; Mugilidae. The coding region runs from base 142 to 990 and encodes 282 amino acids. The transcript has 11 exons. Gene Ontology annotation, biological process: mRNA 3'-splice site recognition; generation of catalytic spliceosome for second transesterification step.